AGGUCAACAAGUUGGGUUUUUACCUGCGGUCAGUGAACGCAUCGUCGCUGAGUGUGGUUCUGGUUCGGCCGUGUCAGCCGGUCCAGUUCUGGUUCUGAACUCUAAUGUUGUCUUUCCAUUCUGACUCGAAGGAAAAAUCCAGGAGGAAGAGGAGCGAAGCUAAGAAACCAGAACCAAAGGCUGCUGGUGGCUCCUCUAAUCAGAGCGACUUCGACGUCGUGGCCCGGUCCUGGGAGGACGGACCCUACAUGUUCAUCAUCAAGGUCCAGAAGACCGGAACCGGGCCAUGGAGACUGCAGCUUCAGGUCAGCAUGAAGGGACCUCAUGGCUUCAUCUCAGCCACUGAGUUUCCUCUGAUGGUGUUCUACAUGGUGAUGUGCAUCGGCUAUGUGCUGCUGACCGUGCUGUGGUUGGUUCUGUCCGCCUGCUACUGGAGGAGCCUGCUGCGGAUCCAGUUCUGGAUCGGCGCCGUCGUCUUCCUGGGCAUGCUGGAGAAAGCCGUGUACUACGCCGAGUUCCAGAGCAUCAGCUAUGAGGGCGUAUCAGUCCAGGGGGCGGUGGUGUUUGCUGAGGUGCUUUCGGCCGUGAAGCGGACCCUGGCCAGAGUUCUGGUGAUCAUCGCCAGUCUGGGAUACGGAAUUGUCAAGCCCAGGCUGGGUGCCCUGCUGCACAGAGUGGUCGGCGUCGGCCUGCUCUACCUGCUCUUCUCCAUCAUCGAGGGAAUCCUGCGGGUCCACACGGAUCGGGGGAACGAUGACCGGAGCCUGAUAGUGUGUGACGUGGUUCUGGCUCUGACCGACUCCUGCGUUGUCUGGUGGAUCUUCGUGAGUCUGGCUCAGACGAUGAAGCUGCUGAAGCUGAGGAGGAACGUGGUGAAGCUCUCGCUCUUCAGACACUUCAGCAACACGCUCAUCUUUGCCGUCAUCGCUUCAGUGAUCUUCAUCAUCUGGACGGCGAAGAACUUCACCAUGUCCAAGUGUCGCUCUGACUGGAGGGAAGUCUGGAUCCAAGACGCUUUCUGGCGCUUCCUGUUUUCUGUCAUCCUAUUGGUCAUCAUGUUCCUAUGGCGACCGUCGGCCAAUAAUCAGAUGUACGCCUUCAGCCCCCUGGUGGACGUGGACAGUGAGGAUGAGGAGGAGAAGGAGCCCAUGAUGAACGAGGCUUUUGAGGGGAUGAAGAUGAGGGGGACGAAGACCGAGACCAACGGGACAGCCAGACCCAACAAAGAGGAUGAAGAUCUGAAGUGGGUGGAGGAGAACAUCCCGUCAUCGAUGGCCGACAUAGCGCUGCCCCCUCUGCUGGACUCAGACGAGGAAACUCAGAAAACGAAGCUGGAGAUGUCCAAGAUGGACUGAAUCGGACGGAGGUGGAGAGACGGCCGGUGUUUCCAAGUGGACAUGAGGAGGAAACGGAGGAGUGAAGAGCUUUGGGGUUUUCUCUGAUUCUCUCCUGGCUUUAUGAGCUUCGUAAGCCUUUCACUAGGAGCUGAAUUCAAUCAUUCUGGGUAUCUGCUCUGCAGCGGCGCCGCCCUGCUGGACGUCUGUCGGGUUUGCUUUUAUGUUUUAUGAAUUGGUGUUUGGAUAUUUUUCCUCCUCUACAAGCCAAAGGGAGAAAUCAUGAGGAAUUAUUGACUUUUAUUUUGUAAAGUUUGUCUUUGUGUUUCAACCAAUAAAGUUUUCAUUUUCACCUGA
Messenger RNA from Poecilia reticulata (guppy), 1691 nucleotides. The record is from RefSeq and is a predicted model, not a curated record. Lineage: Eukaryota; Metazoa; Chordata; Actinopteri; Cyprinodontiformes; Poeciliidae.